AUGGUCGACGAUUUUUUAAACCUACAUCAAUCAUCAUAUUUAGACAACCAAGACGAUGAUUUUUAUGAUGAAAAUGUUGAAUACACUGAUGAUGAUUGGCAAUGGGAAGAAAGACUUCGUCUUAUAAACGAAUUUUCAAAUUGGACUAGUGGUGAUGAUGGAUUAGAUAGAUUUAUUCAACAAACUCAAUUAGAAACCCCUGAUCCGCGUUAUCAUAUGCAAUGGAUACCUUUUGAAAACUUUAGUGACAUAAAAUUUGUUGCUAAGGGAGGUCAUAGUUCCGUAUUUUCUGCGACUUGGAUAAAUAAAACUGACCAAGUUUGGGACGGUGCCAAACAAGCAUUUGUAGAAAAGCCUCUCGUAGUUGCUCUAAAAUCUCUUAAAAAUUCUCAAAUACUUAGUGAGGAAUUCUUAGAUGAGUUUAAGCGUCAUGGUAGUCUCAAACUCGAUGGUUGUGGUCAUAUUGUUCAUUGUCACGGUGUGACACGCAACCCAGAGACACUAGAAUAUAUGAUGGUUAUGAAUUAUGCUGAAGAUGGUAAUCUUAGACAUUAUAUGCAAAAGAAUAUGUCCACUCUUCGUUGGAAGGAUACCGUUGAAAUGUUAUGUAACAUAGCAAUGGGUCUUCUAAAUGUGCAUAAAAAUGAAAUUGUAGAUAUAUUAUUAUCACCAUAUGAUUAUCAACGUAGUCUUCUUGGAUUAGAUGAAUUUGCAAUAAAUAGCACAAAUGAUUUUGAUGAUGUUGAUUUGUUUGAACAAACCUUAGCAUCACGCAUAUCAAAUACAAAAUACCCGGUCGCUCCGGACAUACAUCCUUUUGCAAUUUAUAAUAGUCGUUUCUUAUUAUUCCCAAAUUUACCAACACCACAAAAUUCAUUCUUAGUCGUGGAUCCGCCAAUAACGGCAUCAUAUCUUGAUUGUAUGUAUAUUUUGAAUGUAUUUGAAAAAAAAAUUUUCACUACUGAAGAUAAUACUGAUUAUUUCAAUUUUUCCUUUUCAGUCAAUGAUAACUCUUUACAGAGUGAUGAUGAUGAUGAAAUAACGUACGAAGAAUAUAACACCAAUUAUCCGCCAGAAUUUUCUGCAAUACCUAAUUACGAAAGAGAAACGAACAAACAUUUUCGAAAAAUUACUCGUCUUCAAAAAGCAAUUAAGGAACAUGAUUUUGUCUUUUCUGAAGCUUUCCACGCCGUAACCUCUGCAGGAGACGCAUUGGUGUUAAUUGAAUUAAGUUGGACCUCUCCAAAGACAGAAAAUAUGGCGUCUUUGAUUUUUGAAGAUAAUACGCUCCUCAACGAACGAUGUCUUCGUGAUGAAAGCAUAAUAGUCAAAUACAAAAAUGGAGAAAUUGAUAUAAAAUUUGUGGACUUUGAUUGGGCAGGAAGAGAAGGGGAGGAAAUGUAUCCUGAAAGUCUGAACCCUACUAUUAACUGCAUGUAG
This is a messenger RNA of Dentiscutata erythropus, 1440 nucleotides long. The record is from the annotation of a GenBank genome assembly. NCBI's taxonomy places the organism in Eukaryota, Fungi, Glomeromycota, Glomeromycetes, Diversisporales, Gigasporaceae.